GGAUACAUUUUCAAUGCCCACACCUACCUACUCUUGGCUUCAAAUGGCCAUGUUGUCAAAGAACCUACAGAAGGCCUCGUUGGCUUUGAACGCUAGUACAGUCGCAUCCAGUACACAAGCUUCUUCCACCUCUGGUCACGAGUUCAAAUCCCUACCUACCGCACCGCUCAGGCCCUUGUCAGCUUCAUCUGCUUCGAAACCAAUAACUGUGACGACACGUUCCACCUUUGUGGUCCCUUCCACGGGCUUCAACGAAGGGUCCUCUCGCACUUGGUCAGGGAACAGUCCCAGCCGUCCCAGAUCGGCCGAGGUCCCUACCAUUCUCUCCGAGGCUGGGAAUCGUGGCUCAGCCACGCCAGAUCCGUCUGUUAUGAUGACUCUAAUGAAUCAGUCCAUCAAUAACACAUUGAAUCGAAUGCAAAUGCCCGAGGGCGAGGACUAUGGGGGCGUGCCCAGCGAUGACGCUCUCAUGAAAAGCUCAAGUUCUAGGGACAAUCUCCAAUGGAACGCGAGUGAAAGUUAAUGAAACGAGGAGUGGUGAUCCACCCACUCGACUAAACCAAAAAAACACUCUUAAGAAAACCAAGAUAUAAGAUUGAGUAGAUAUUCCAUCCUUUUUUGACUUGGAAAAGAGUGAACCCUUUCAAAACAGCUAUAUGCUUUUGGUGCGUCCAACAGAACAGUUUCAUUAAUAUCAUAACGAUUUCAUGACAAAAGCGAUAGGUAGUCGUUGAUGUUCCAUAUCUAUGUGUUUUUAUUCUCCCUUUGAAAUGUGAUGGUGGCCCAACUUUUACAGUACACGGACUAAUCAAGCAAUCACGCCCUCUCCUUUCAGUUUGUAUGCCUAUUAAUGGAUUUUGACAUCCUUUUUCAAUGCGUAUCAUAUAUUCUUUGUCGACUCCUGAAACAUUUCUCGUUAUCCAUUUGUUUGAGUUAUUACCCUAACGGAAAUAAAUCAUUCGUUGAAUCUCGAAAA
Tigriopus californicus is the source of this 976-nucleotide messenger RNA. RefSeq lists its product as uncharacterized. Bases 14 to 523 code for a protein of 169 amino acids. Lineage: Eukaryota; Metazoa; Arthropoda; Copepoda; Harpacticoida; Harpacticidae. The transcript is spliced from 3 exons. The record is from RefSeq and is a predicted model, not a curated record.